CAUUUCUGUAUACAGUCACUGCGGUUCGUCGCAUCGAUCGUGUUCCUCUACUAACACCCACUACCUACCUUUAUUCCCUCUCUCUUUAUCAUUCUUUUUCGCUCUUUCAUUCCAGUAGUUAACUUCACUCCUUCUGUCUAUAUUUCUCGCAUAGUCGAUCCACACUUUAACACGGAAGAGAUCACUGUGUCCAUUAUCAACGAUGUUAACAUGUUGGGAAAAAAUCUCAUUGGUUGUUCUGACUGCUGUGGGCCUGAGGAUUUUAAUAAGAGGAGGACUUUUGGCAUGGAAAAAAUUAUUGGCACCUAAUCUAGGCUUAGGCGUAGAUUUGACGAUUCAAGGUAGAUGGGCAGUAAUCACAGGUGUAACCGAUGGACUUGGGAAAGCAUUUGCCAAGGCUCUUGCUAGUAAAGGUCUUGACAUUGUCCUAGUAUCAAGAUCACUGGCAAAGCUUAAAGAUGUUGCAACCGAAAUAAAAGAAAAAUAUGGAGUUGAAACACGUGUUGUUGAGGCUGAUUUAACCGAAGGUCAAGCGAUCUAUUCAAAGAUCGCUAAAGCUACGGAAGAACUUGAGGUUGGAAUUUUAAUUAACAGCGCUGGAAUGAGUUACGAAUAUCCAGAAUUUCUCACCAAUAUGCCAGAAGAAACGCUAAAUAAAAUAUUGCAAUUAAACGUGGCUGGUCUUACUGGUACCACUAGAGUAAUUCUACCAGGCAUGAUGAAACGACGAAAGGGUGUCGUAAUUAAUAUAAGUUCGGUAACGGGUGAUAUUCCAAGUCCAUAUUUGACAGUCUACGCAGCCAGUAAAGCUUACGUCAUUAAAUUCAGCGCCGAUUUAGCUGCGGAAGUAGCUCAUAAUGGUGUCACCGUACAAUGUAUUAUUCCUGGACCCGUUGCCACUAAGAUGACCAAAAUCAAGAAACCAACGUGGAUGGCACCGAAUGCUGAUAAAUUUGUCGAGGCUACUUUAAAAACUGUGGGAAUCGAAUCUUUAACAACUGGAUAUCCUCCGCACUAUUUAGUGUACGGAUUUAUGAAAACUUUGACAUGCGUGUGUGAGAAGGGUGCAAUGUGGUUAGUGACCAGGACGAUGCUCAAUCUAAGAGGACGUUCUCUUCGAAAAAAGACAAGGGAUCAGGAUCAAAUGAAAGAGAUUCCGCAACAUGAUACUCUCCUCACAGAAUAAAUUCCUAAAACUA
Messenger RNA from Vespa mandarinia (Asian giant hornet), 1199 nucleotides. Its product is annotated as very-long-chain 3-oxoacyl-CoA reductase-like. NCBI's taxonomy places the organism in Eukaryota, Metazoa, Arthropoda, Insecta, Hymenoptera, Vespidae. The record is from RefSeq and is a predicted model, not a curated record. Gene Ontology annotation, cellular component: endoplasmic reticulum. Gene Ontology annotation, molecular function: oxidoreductase activity.